Messenger RNA from Ipomoea nil (Japanese morning glory), 883 nucleotides. Its product is annotated as glycine-rich protein A3-like. The record is from RefSeq and is a predicted model, not a curated record. NCBI's taxonomy places the organism in Eukaryota, Viridiplantae, Streptophyta, Magnoliopsida, Solanales, Convolvulaceae. The coding region runs from base 199 to 693 and encodes 164 amino acids. The transcript is spliced from 3 exons.
UAAAACGCGCAAUUGAGAAGAAAAAGGGAAACAAUAGAAUAAAGAAAAGGAAGCAAUAAUGGAAAAAGAAAGAUAACUUAAUUAAGAAAGAGACGUAGAGGCAACGCGAAAAUAAAGAGAUUAUACUGUUAUAGAGGUUUUGAAGCCAAAGAUUGCAGCAACUCCUCGUGGAAUCGAAUCCUGUUGAGUUGAAGAAAGAUGGGAAAAGACAAGCAGCACAGUGAUGACAGAGGACUCUUUUCUAAUCUGGCUGGAUAUGCAAUGGGACAUUACCCUCCACACCAUGGUGCUUAUCCCCCACCAGGAUACCCACCUCCUGCUGGCUAUCCUCCUCCAGCUGGAUACCCUCACGCAGGAUAUCCCCCGCCUCCAACCUCAUAUCCUCCGCCAGCAUAUGCAUAUCCCCCGCCUAGCGGAUAUCCCCCGGGAGGUUAUCAUCCGGCAGGCUAUCCAGCUCCUUCAGCUUCUUAUCAUCAUGGUGGGCAUGGACCUAAUGUCGGGGCAAUGGUAGCCGGAGGUGCAGCAGCUGCAGCUGUUGCUUAUGGAGCUCACCAUCUCGCGCAUGGCCAUCAUGUUGGGUUUGGCCAUCACCAUGGAAAGUAUAAGCACGGCAAGUUCAAGCAUGGCAAGUUUGGAAAGCGUUGGAAACAUGGUGUAUUCGGAAAGCAUAAGUUCUUCAAGAGAUGGAAGUGAUUUGCAUUAGAUAAGUCAGUGAUUGAGAUGGCUGGUUAGUGGUUAUGCUGUUCAAUUGAUUGUUAAAAGCACAUAUGUAACAUUGACAUAUCACCUUUGUAUUAUGGAUUUGUAAUAAAAUCACUUGCUGGCAAUAGAAGCCCAUAUAUUCUUUGGGGUGGGCAUGGAUUAUAAUAGGCAAAUUAUACAA